UUAGUGAAAUUAUCCCCAAAAGAAACAACAGAUAAAAGAAGAGAAACAAAACUCCGAAAGAAGGGGACACUCCUCUGUUGUUGAAAGAACAAGUCGGUAGUUGUCUGGUACAAUACAAACCUCAAAACUUAACAAAUUCCUUUCUCUAUCGCUCCUACAUCGAUAAAUUUCAGCAAAUCUGAGUUCGCAAGCGAUAAUUUCUCUUGGGCAAAUUGACGAACAGAAAAUGUCUAGCCUAGUGGAGAGGCUUCGUGUGCGAACAGAUCGAAGACCAAUUUACAGUUUGUUUGAUGACUCUGAUGAUGAAGUUGAUAAGAAGUCUGAGCCUAGACAGGAAAACUUUGAGAAAAUUUUCCGUCCUGAUGCGAAAGAUGAAUCCUGUCAAGCUUGUGGAGGAGCGGGCGAUCUUUUGUACUGUGAAUCGUGCACUUAUGCUUACCAUCCCAAGUGCUUACUUCCACCACUAAAAGCUCCCUUUCCUAGCAGUUGGAGGUGCCCUGAGUGUGUAAGCCCCCUAAAUGAUAUUGACAAGAUAUUGGAUUGUGAAAUGCGCCCAACUGUUGCUGAUGAUAGUGAUGCUUCUAAGAUGGGGUCGAAGCAAGUAUUCGUUAAACAAUAUCUUGUUAAGUGGAAAGGAUUAUCAUAUCUUCAUUGCAUAUGGGUGCCUGAAAAAGAGUUUCUGAAAGCUUACAAGUUGCAUCCACGUCUUAAGACGAAAGUGAACAAUUUUCAUCGUCAAAUGUCGUCAAUGACCAACUCCGAAGAGGACUAUGUUGCUAUUCGAUCUGAGUGGACUACAGUUGACCGAAUUCUUGCUUGCAGGGGAGAAGGUGAAGAGAAAGAGUAUCUUGUUAAGUGGAAGGAGCUCUCUUAUGAUGAGUGCUACUGGGAAUUUGAAUCGGACAUUUCUUCUUUUCAGCAGGAAAUUGAACGAUAUCAUAGAGUUCAGUCUCGAGUUGACAAAGCUUCUUUAAGUAAACAAAAGAGUGUGCCUAGAGAGACUACUGAAUCAAAACCGAAACCCAGAGAAUUUCAACAAUAUGAAAGGAGUCCCGAAUUUCUUUCUGGAGGCUCACUGCAUCCAUAUCAGCUUGAAGGGCUGAAUUUCCUACGUUUUGCUUGGUCUAAACAAACACAUGUGAUACUUGCAGAUGAGAUGGGGCUUGGCAAAACGAUACAGAGUAUUGCAUUUCUAGCCUCUCUUUUUGAAGAGGAUAUCUCUCCACAUUUAGUAGUUGCUCCUCUUUCUACAUUGAGAAAUUGGGAGCGGGAGUUUGCCACUUGGGCUCCUCAAAUGAAUGUGGUUAUGUACGUUGGUUCUGCACAAGCUCGUGCUGUUAUUAGGGAAUAUGAAUUUUUCUUUCCCAAAAAUUCUAACAAGAUCAAGAAAAAGAAAUCUGGUCAGACAGUUGGUGAAAGUAAGAAAGAUAGAACAAAAUUUGAUGUCCUUCUGACAUCAUACGAAAUGAUCAACAUGGACUCGACCUCUUUGAAGCCUAUAAAGUGGGAGUGCAUGAUUGUUGAUGAAGGUCACCGUCUCAAAAACAAGGAUUCAAAGUUGUUUUCUUCAUUGAAGCAGUACUCUAGUAGACAUCGUGUCCUUUUGACUGGAACUCCUCUUCAGAACAAUCUGGAUGAACUUUUCAUGCUUAUGCACUUCCUUGAUGCUGGGAAGUUUGGAAGCUUGGAGGAAUUCCAACAGGAAUUUGAGGAUAUUAGUCAGGAAGAACAGAUUUCAAGACUUCAUAAAAUGCUGGCACCCCAUCUGCUGAGAAGGGUCAAGAAAGAUGUCAUGAAGGAGCUGCCUCCAAAAAAGGAGCUCAUUUUGCGAGUGGAAUUGAGUAGCAAGCAGAAAGAAUAUUACAAAGCAAUUCUGACACGUAACUUCCAGAUACUGGCUCGCAAGGGAGGUGCUCAGAUUUCCCUCAUAAAUGUGGUUAUGGAACUGCGCAAGCUCUGCUGUCAUCCAUUUAUGUUAGAAGGUGUUGAACCAGAGGAUACUAACGAGUUUACCAAACAACUGCUGGAAUCUUCUGGCAAAUUACAACUUCUUGACAAGAUGAUGGUUAAGCUUAAUGACCAAGGUCACAGAGUUCUUAUAUAUUCACAAUUUCAGCAUAUGCUCGACUUGCUAGAAGACUACUGUACCUAUAAGAAAUGGCACUACGAACGGAUUGAUGGAAAAGUUCCUGGGGCAGAAAGACAAAUCCGAAUUGACAGAUUUAAUGCAAAGAAUUCUUCAAGAUUCUGUUUCCUGCUAUCCACUAGGGCUGGAGGUUUAGGAAUUAAUCUUGCAACUGCUGACACAGUAAUUAUUUAUGACAGUGAUUGGAAUCCCCAUGCUGACCUACAAGCAAUGGCUAGAGCUCAUCGGCUUGGACAAACAAACAAGGUAAUGAUUUUUCGACUCAUAUUAAGAGGAACCAUCGAGGAAAGAAUGAUGCAAAUGACUAAGAAGAAAAUGGUUUUGGAGCAUUUAGUUGUUGGAAGGCUUAAAGCACAAAAUAUCAACCAGGAAGAACUGGAUGAUAUUAUAAGGUAUGGGUCAAAAGAGUUAUUUGCUGAUGAGAAUGAUGAGGCUGGAAAAUUGCGACAAAUACAUUACGAUGAUGCUGCAAUAGAUAGAUUGCUCAAUCGCGAUCAAGUUGUAGAUGAGGAUGCUGUUGUGGACGAUGAAGAAGAGGAUUCAUUUUUGAAGGCCUUCAAGGUAGCUAAUUUUGAGUAUAUAGAAGAAGCAGAAGCAACACCAGAAGAAGAUAUCCCAACUCCUCCCUUCGAGAACAAAGCAACAGUACUCAAUUCUGAGAGAGCAACCUACUGGGAAGAAUUGUUACGAGAUAGAUAUGAAAUGCAUAAAGUCGAAGAAUUCAAUGGUAUGGGCAAGGGAAAGAGAAGUCGUAAACAGAUGGUGUCUGUUGAAGAUGAUGAUCUUGCUGGUUUGGAAGAGGUGACCUCUGAUGGCGAGGAUGAUAACUAUGAAGCGGAUUUGACUGAUGGUGAGACAGCUUUACCUGGAGCGCCAGUUGUGAGAAGGCCUUACAGAAAGAGAGCCCGUGUGGACUCUUCUGUACCACUUCCUUUGAUGGAAGGAGAAGGAAAAUCAUUCAGAGUAAUGGGGUUUAAUCAAAGCCAGAGGGCCGCAUUUGUCAAAAUUUUAAUGAGGUUUGGAGUUGGAGACUAUGACUGGGCAGAAUUCACACCACGACUGAAGCAGAAAACUUAUGAAGAAAUAAAAGAUUAUGGAUUUCUGUUUUUGUCUCAUAUCGCUGAAGAUAUUACUGAAUCACCAACAUUUACAGAUGGGGUUCCAAAAGAAGGAUUAAGAAUACCCGAUGUGCUACUGCGGAUUGCAGUCUUGCUUCUUAUAAGAGACAAGGUCAAGGCUUUCUCGGAAGAGACAACUAGUCCUCUUUUUGCCAAGGAUAUUGUGUCUUGGUUUCCUGGAUUAAAAGGUGGACGUGUUUGGAAGGAAGAUCAUGAUUUGCUGCUGCUACGAGCAGUACUAAAGCAUGGUUAUGGAAGAUGGCAAGCUAUUAUCGAUGACAAAGAGUUGAGAAUCCAAGAAGUUGUCUGUAAAGAGCUGAAUCUUCCUUCUAUAAGUUUACCAGUGCCUGGAGCUUCUCAGCCACAAGUUCCUCCUGCUCCUGGAGCUUCCCAGGCGCUUCCCGCUUCAGGGGUUUCACAAGCACAAGUUUCUGCUCCAGGAGUCUGUGAAGCACCAAAUGGUGUGAAUCCAGCUAAUGCUGGAACUACUGGAAAUCAGGUGAAGGCUGCUGAUGAGACUAACCAUGAAGUCUCACAUGGCACAAGUGAUCCUUCAAAUAGAACCCAACUUCAUCAAGAUUCUUCUUUGUUAUAUCAUUUUAGAGAGAUGCAGAGAAGGCAAGUUGAAUUUAUAAGGAAAAGGGUGAUGCUUCUUGAGAAUGCAAUUAAUGCUGAAUAUCAGAGAGAAGUUGUUGGUUACGGAAAACCGCAUGAACUGCCUGGGAAAGAGAUGGAGUACGACACCAAAAUUGUAGACGAACUAAGUCGAAGUGUUGAGGCAGCUGGCACUGAAAUGGUUAAUAAUUUCCCAAAACUUAUUGCAAUUUCCCCACAGGAAAAAUCUGAAGUUGCUUGUGAUGCUGAAGUGGAUCGUUUGACUGUUGCUCAGCUUUACAAUAAGAUGUGCAAGGUACUUUCUGACUAUGGUGAAGAUUCAUUUAAUGCAGUAGCAAGUCAGCCAGCUAGUCUGGCGAUAAAAAGGAACCUCCUUCCACUGGAGGCCUUUUUCCAAGAGAUGAAACAAGUACUUUCUUCCGCGCAUCAGAAUCCUGGUAAUGUUCCAAGGAGAGAACUUCAAGAAGAUUGGAAGCCCCAAGGUGGAAAACCCUUUCCAGGGCCAUCAUUUCUAAGGGAUGGUGGGCUUCAUAGUGCUGAGGAAAAACAUGACAAUUUUCCAACAGGUACAGCAUCUGGGUCCGCCAGUACUAGCAAUUUAACAGCUCCGAUGACAACAGAAAGCAAUAUGCCCCACAAUAUUAGACCUUCGGAGAUUCCUGGAGUGGAGAUGAAACGCUGCAGUUUAAAUGGAGAUACUGAUAUAGAGAUGGUGGAAAAGCAAGAUGAUACUGAUGUUAGCACCACCAAUGUUGCGAUGGAUAUAACAGAAUGAAACCGGUUUUAAGGGCGUUCCAUUUGUUGACUGAGUAAAAUAUGUAGAGAAAUAGACAAAUCUCCUAGGAAGCCAUUAUAGAAUGACUACAAGAGAGCUACUGUUUUCCUUUUUCUUAUUUUUGUUUCCCACUCGUCAAAUACUCCCUUUGAAAUGCGAAAACAUACUUUACUUACCUGCAUAAGCAGAAGAGAUUAGUGUCUUGAUCGAUUGUUUGAAUCAAAGCACAAGUCUGUAGGAUAGAUGCAGGGCAAGUGUGCAUUUGUGCUGGAGUCUAUUUUCCUUUCAACAUCCCAUCUAUAUAUAUAAAGGGACCAUGCUGUAAAAUUGUAACUUCAAUAUAUUGACAGCAUACUAUAUAUAAAUGGACAAGUUGUAAAAUUAUAACUCUA
This is a messenger RNA of Solanum dulcamara, 5046 nucleotides long. RefSeq names its product CHD3-type chromatin-remodeling factor PICKLE-like. The coding region runs from base 227 to 4654 and encodes 1475 amino acids. The record is from RefSeq and is a predicted model, not a curated record. Gene Ontology annotation, biological process: negative regulation of transcription by RNA polymerase II; chromatin remodeling. Gene Ontology annotation, cellular component: chromatin; nucleus. The transcript has 31 exons. Gene Ontology annotation, molecular function: chromatin binding; ATP-dependent chromatin remodeler activity; ATP hydrolysis activity. NCBI's taxonomy places the organism in Eukaryota, Viridiplantae, Streptophyta, Magnoliopsida, Solanales, Solanaceae.